AAGCCGCUUGUCACAUGAUCCUGAUGUCAGUCUUUGCUCCGGUGGCGUUGUUUAAGUCUUAAAUCAGAGCAAAACUAACACCACUGCUAGCUUACGCUAAUAUAACGAAAACGUUGAAACGCGUAGCCAGAAACGUUAACGGGGUUUUUUUUGUCGCCAAGAACAGCGCUUUAUCAUCCCAACAAAUCAGUGACUUUUGUUUUCCCUUGCCGUUGUUGUGACGCUAACGUUAGCCUAGCCGGCUAGCACAACAUCUCCUCGCCGAGCUAACUGGCCGCGUCCUGCGUCGUCGUUGUGCCGCCGUGAUCUCGUCCUGACCAGCGGUGAAGCAGCAGCAGCAGCAGCAGCAGAGAAAACCGCAGAAACAUGACGCAGAUCGGCGGUGUCUACUCAUGGAGCCUGGGACUAACGUUACAAUUGAUUUUAGCUGCCGCUCUGCACCAGGGUUUUGCUACUGUUGCCCCACCCACGACUGCCCAAACCACUGCUGCGCCGCACAAAGACCCUGGCAGACCUGAAAGAGGAAACUAUGUGGUCACCAACAGCAAUGGUACUGCCUGUUUGUUGGCAUCCAUGGGCCUCCAGCUCAACAUCACCUUCAUUUCUUUGUCCCAGAUGAAGACUGUGCAGGAAGUUGUGAACCUUCAGCCCAAUAUGACAAAGAGCUCUGGAUCAUGUGAAUCAGACAGCGCCUCCCUGCGGCUCACAACGGAUGCAGAGAAAACUAACGUCACCUUUACCUUCACCCUGAAUACUACGGCCAACAAGUACCAUUUGAGUGAAGUGCUUCUGUCAGCAGCCUGGCCAGACAUGAAAGACGCCUUCUCAGCCCAUAACAACAGUCUGGACUACCUGCGUGGCACCCUGGGAUACUCAUACAUGUGCCGAGAAGAGCAAACCCUGAAUGUGGCCCAGAACUUGUCCAUCAACACCUUCCAGGUGCAGGUGCAGCCCUUCGGUCUGACCGGAAAUCAGUUUGGAGCAGCUGAGGAAUGCCAGUUGGAUGAAGAUGACAUGUUGAUCCCCAUCGUAGUUGGAGCAGCUUUAGCUGGUCUUGUCCUGAUUGUGCUCUUGGCCUACCUCAUUGGCAGGAAGAGGAGCCAUGCUGGCUACCAAACCAUCUGAGAUGUCUUGUCGCUCUCCUGUCCCCCGGGGCCAGAACCCCACCCAUGAAUUUAACCACUGUUUAAUGAGACUAAACACUCUACCUUGUGCCCCUCUGUCCCUCCAUCUCUCUGUGUACCGUUCCUUGCCCUUAUCACUAACACGAGUCAUUAUCACGUUGUGACGUUGCUAUGCGCUUUCUGAACUGACCCGCUCUUUCAUUAAAAAAAGGGACUUUGUUUAGAGAUUGUGUUGAACUCUUUAGUGGUACCAUGUAAAGCAGGGGAUGUUGAUCAGAGGGUCCACGACAGUCCUCAAGUUGUAUUGUACUAUUUAUGAUUUCUGUGGAAGGAAUUUUGAGGGAUUGUGGGAUUUGAGGGAAUUGCUACUGUAGCUUUUUUGGGUGACCUUUUGUAGUGGUCUCGCCCUAAAUAAGGUUUGCUAAUAUGAAGGGAAUAUUUCUUGCUGUUUAACUUGAUCUACUUCAGACAGUAAAGAUAUGACUUUUUUUUUUAAAUUGCAACUCUACAUUUAGCCGAAGUAUGCAGAUUUUAGGGAACUUGCAAAAAACAUAGUAUCCUAAUCCUGAAAAGGACGUGAGGAGACUCCUUAGUAGUUGUGUUACAUUUAGGGAUUCAUUUUGUCCAUUGGGAUUAGUCGUGAAAUGCUUGUCUUUCUUUCUGAGAGGUACUCAACACAUUUUGUAUGGAGACUGUAGAUGCAGCUGUCAGCUUUAUAGGACUUGGAGGCAAUUUUAACUUUUUUUUUUUUUCGUUUCACUUAAAGGAGUACUUUAGCAUCUUUGGGAAGUAGGCUCAUUUGCAUUCUUGCAGAGAAUUAGAUGAGAAGUUUGAUAUCACUCUUAUAUUUCCUAAAUAUCAAGCUACGUCAAGGAGAUGGUUAGCUUAGCUCUGCAUAAAGACUGGAAACAAGGGGACACAGCUACCCUGGCACUGUCCAAAGGCCAAAAAAAAAUCUGCCUACUACAACCUCCAAAGUUCACUAACGAACACACUGUAUCUGGUCUAAACAAAAGCUGAAGAGUAAAACUGAGUUGUGGUUGUUGAUUCUAGCCAAGACUGUUUCUUGGCCGGGAGCUGGCCAGGCUCAUAACCUCAUGCAAAACAACAUUUAUCUGUUUUACCCUUCGCUUUUUGUAGAGAUAAAAAAACAAAACAAGAUAUAACGUGUUAAGUGGUGAGUUUUAGAGGUGCUGGUAGGUGGAUUCUGUUACAUUUGGACAGAGCCAGGUUUGCUUUCUCCCCUUGCUUCCAUUCUUUAUGCUGAGCUAAACUAACCAGUCUUUUGGCUGCAGCUUCAUACUCACUGUACAGACAUGGCAAUGGCUUUGAUCUUCUCAUCUAACUCGGCACAAAAGCAAAUUACUUGUAGAUCCCAAAGUGAUGACAGCCUCUAUUUAGGAUUCUGCUGUUACAAAAUAGACACACACCGGGAUUUGCUAUAAAAAAAAAUCUAUAAAAAGUGCUGUUGGCUUAGUGCAUGAAAAAGCUCAGGACAUCACUGUAUGAACGUAAUAAUGUUGCUUUAUUUAAGCCCGCUGGGUGGUUUUGUUUGUUUGUUUUUCCUGAUUUUGGGCCCACUUGGGAUUUGGUUGCUGAAGGGAUAGAAGUUGCACUAAAGUCCUGAGAAACAGCCUCAUGUAAUGAUUAAAAUGGCCAAAAUGCUCUGGUCGGUGUUUAUCAGUGCCUUUCCAGCUGUAACAUGGAUGGGAUUAAAGUUAAGCCAAUAUUCACAGAGGUAAUCACUCCCACUCACUGACACUGUGUGCUGCCAUGUAUGGGACAUUUUCUUUGUGUCUCACAUAGCCUUCAUGUACUGUUAUUACCCUUAAUAUGCAUUGUUUGAUGUAAUAGGAGGAAGUACAGUUAUUUAUGUUUUUUAUUUUUUUCUUUUCUCCCUCAUCUAAAUAUCCGUGUAGUGAUUUAAUAAGGUUUUAAUGGAUUUGUUUGAACUGUUUUCUAAAGGAGAGGUCAAUAAAAGUGAAAGAACAAGGCU
Molecule: messenger RNA, 3120 nt
Organism: Xiphias gladius (swordfish)
Lineage: Eukaryota; Metazoa; Chordata; Actinopteri; Istiophoriformes; Xiphiidae
Gene: lamp1b
Product: lysosomal associated membrane protein 1b
Exons: 6
Coding region: 367-1125 (252 amino acids)
Cellular component (GO): membrane
Source: RefSeq, a predicted model, not a curated record